Molecule: messenger RNA, 2994 nt
Organism: Uranotaenia lowii
Lineage: Eukaryota; Metazoa; Arthropoda; Insecta; Diptera; Culicidae
Product: 1-acyl-sn-glycerol-3-phosphate acyltransferase gamma-like
Exons: 5
Coding region: 587-1789 (400 amino acids)
Cellular component (GO): endomembrane system
Molecular function (GO): 1-acylglycerol-3-phosphate O-acyltransferase activity
Source: RefSeq, a predicted model, not a curated record
UCUCAGUCAUCGCAUUCGUUGAUAAAUCGGCCCACCUUGCACUGCCUCGCGAGUUUUUCUCCGCAGCAGCAACUUUCAUUAUUCCUUCUUAAAUCGCCGAUCGUGAUUUUCGUUGCGUUUAGUUCGGAAUUCUAUUUCAUAUUUCCGCGGAACCAUUUACUCGCCGCUUAGAACCGUUCAUCUACAUACAUCAAUCAACGGGAGCAGAACCAACACAUCAUCUUCUGUAGCUACUAGGUAGAGCGAAGCGUUCGAUGAGGGGGGUAUGAUCGGAUCGUUCGUUUGCCAGUCCCACAACGAACGGCGCGUGAUAAGAAAGCCACUACCUUCAAUUCACCUUUGAGUUUUUCCGUUCGUGCGCUGCAGUGCAGUAUCAUCGUUUCGGUUAGCAGCUUCGCGUGGUAGUGCUAUUUUUCGCUGCUUUUCAUUUUUUUGUUCUCAGUGAAGUUCACAAUUUUCGGCGUAUUUUGUUCAUUGGACAUUACAUGAACGGAACGCUAUGAACUGGAAGUUACCUGUGUGAAGCUGAUCGAGUUUUACAUCCUACCAAUAUCGCGUUAAGUGGGGUUCAAGUGUGUAAAGAAAAAUGACUAAUUUAGGGCCGCUUAUCAAACAAUCAACGCUGGUGCAUCUUUGCAUGGCAAUAUCGUACUUUACAUCUGGAUUGAUUAUCAACAUCGCACAAUGCAUCCUCUACUUCGGAUUGAAACCAUUCAAUAAACGGCUGUAUCGGACGUUAGGAUACUAUCUCUGUUAUUCGUUCUACUCUCAAUUGGUGUUUUUAGCCGAUUGGUGGUCAGGUACGAAACUUUACGUUUAUAUAAGUGAAGAGGAUCUAAAAUAUUGCGGCAAAGAGCACGUUCUGCUCCUCAUGAAUCACACCUAUGAAGUCGAUUGGUUGAUGGGAUGGAUGUUUUGUGAGAAAGUCGGCGUAUUAGGAAAUUGCAAAGCUUACGCCAAAAAAGUGAUACAGUAUAUUCCAACGGUUGGUUGGGCAUGGAAAUUUGCAGAGUUUGUAUUUUUGGAGCGAUCUUUUGAAAAGGAUAGGGAAAUCAUUGGCCGUCAGAUCAAUGAAAUUAUGGACUACCCCGAUCCGGUGUGGCUACUCUUGAACGCCGAAGGUACGCGUUUUACCGAGAAAAAGCACGAGGCAUCGGUUAAGUUUGCUCGUGAACGAGGAAUGGUUGAGCUCAAACAUCAUUUGAUACCACGCACUAAAGGAUUCACUGCAAGUUUGCCUCAUCUGAGGGGCAAAUGUUCGAUUCUGGGUAUCCAGCUAGCGAUAAGCAAAGAUUCACCCAAUAAACCCAGUAUCUUCAACAUUCUGAACGGAAAACCCUUGAUUGGACACAUGCAUGUGCAUAGAAUUCCAACAGAAUCACUCCCAGAGAAGGAAGAAGAAGCCGCCGAGUGGCUUCAAGAACUUUUCCGCGAAAAAGACCAACUGCAGGAAAGUUUCCAUACUCACGGCGACUUUUUCACAGGGUCCAACGUACCGCGCAAAGUUCCGAUCGAAUUAAAACCACGUAUACAUACCCUCAUUAAUAUGGCUGCGUGGAAUAUAAUAACCGUGGUGCCAAUCGUGUAUUACUUGGCACAACUUCUGAUCACCGGAGAACUUAUAAGCUUUUCAAUCGCAGCUUCCAUUUUGUUUGCAUUCCACUUGCUGAUGGUGAAAGCAAUCGGAAUGUCUAAAAUUAGCAAAGCUUCUUCCUACGGUUCGGACAAGGUAAAUGGGCACAGUCAUCGUAAUGGAGAUACGAAUUCGGAAACGGCCAAAACUAAGUGAACUGCAUAAGUUUUUUUUUCGAAGCGCUCGAGUGUAAAUUUAGUGUUGUGUGUAUGUCGUAGCUCGCACGUCGAAAUCUGAUUCGAAAUUACAAUCGUAGGUAGGUUAACUCCAACAAUUUUCUCUGAUACGAGAAAAAUAUUUGCUAUAAGCAAACAAUGACCUUUUUCGUGUGGGAACAAAGCCUUCCAAAAUAACACCACAAGACUUGUGUUGAACCACCUUUUACUAUAUGCCAAAUUUUUGCUAAAACGUAUUACAUUGCUCCGGAAGGAAAUGUAGCAGUCGAUGUAAUAGGCACAUCCUGGAUUAUCGAAUGGUUUUAUCUUCCUUAAAUAUAUAUUAAACGAUAGGAACAUUUCUUUUAUACAAUCAUGAACAAUGGUGUACUGUUGUUGUUGUUUUUGGCUCUUUGUAUACACACAUUUCUCUAUAGGAAUAAAUCGAUAGUUUAGGCAACUAUCAUCCGGAAAAUAAAAUCACAAUUCAAGAGAUGGAACUAUUUAUUGUCAACAUUUCGGCGCCGAUAUUCUUUAUACAACGCGGCGAAAUGAACUCUGUAGAUAUUACAUUUUUAAACAGAGUUGAUACAAAUAAACACUUUGAGAACGGGUUUGUUGAGGACGAAAAGGAACGAAUGGGAACUCACUCUAUAAAAAGAAUACUGAAAUGAAAUCUUCCACCGAAAUAUGCACAAACGUUACCACCAUCACUGAAUAUGUUCUCUUGAAUUCGAAUAUAUCUUUCAUAUAAUGAAUAUAAUCCGGUAGUGUUAUGAUUGUUUCCUUACUCAAUAUGUUUUGUAGAUAUAAGAGCUACCAAAACAUAGCCCAGUUCGUAUACUUUACGGUAGUUAUCCUUUUGCAUAAGGUUUAACUACAGAAUUUUCCCAUUUUUGUUCUUCAUUAAAAACAAACAGCGCACAGACGACUUAAGAUAGCUUAUAGCGUUAUGAAAUUCUGUUAACAUAUUUAAUUCACCAUUUUUCGUUUUUCUAGUUGAUUGGCACAUUCCUAAACUCGACUUCUUAGGUCCAAUCGCAUGAUUAAACGUAAUCUGUAUCCUUUAUUUCCUUUAAAUUUUCAUUAAGGGUGGUAUGGUUUUCCAGAACAAAUUCAUUUCAUAUUACGUCAGGGUAGCUUACAAAUGGAACGAAAUUGCCAAGUUUGGGAAAGACAGGUCAAUAAACAGUGUUGUAAUUGUUA